Nannospalax galili (Upper Galilee mountains blind mole rat) is the source of this 936-nucleotide messenger RNA. RefSeq names its product olfactory receptor 5M8-like. NCBI's taxonomy places the organism in Eukaryota, Metazoa, Chordata, Mammalia, Rodentia, Spalacidae. Gene Ontology annotation, cellular component: membrane. Bases 1 to 936 code for a protein of 311 amino acids. Gene Ontology annotation, biological process: G protein-coupled receptor signaling pathway; sensory perception of smell. The transcript has a single exon. Gene Ontology annotation, molecular function: G protein-coupled receptor activity; odorant binding; olfactory receptor activity. The record is from RefSeq and is a predicted model, not a curated record.
AUGAAGAGAAAUUUCACCUCUGUGACUGAGUUCAUUCUCCUAGGACUGACCAGUCACCUGGAACUGCAGAUCCUCUUCUUUGUGCUGUUUCUGGCCAUUUACCUGAUCACGCUGGCAGGGAACCUGGGCAUAAUCGUCCUCAUCCACAUCAAUGCCCGGCUCCACACACCUAUGUAUUUUUUCCUGAGCCACUUAUCCUUUGUGGAUUUCUGCUUCUCCUCCAAUGUGACUCCAAAAAUGCUGGAGAACUUCCUUUCAGAGAGGAAAACCAUUUCCUACCCUGCAUGCCUGGUCCAGUGUUACUUCUUCAUUUCCCUGGUCCAUGUUGAGAUGUAUAUCCUGGCUCUGAUGGCCUUUGAUCGGUACCUGGCCAUCUGCAACCCUUUGCUUUAUGGCAGCAAGAUGUCCAAGAGUGUUUGCACAUCCCUCAUCACAGCACCUUAUGUGUAUGGCGCACUCACUGGCCUCAUGGAGACCAUGUGGACCUACAAACUGGCUUUCUGUGGCCACAAUAAAAUCAAUCACUUCUACUGUGCUGACCCUCCCCUGAUUAAGCUGGCUUGUUCUGACACCUACCACAAAGAACUGUCAAUGUUUGUGGUGGCUGGAUUAAACCUGUCCCUUUCUCUGCUCAUUAUCCUUACUUCCUACCUCUAUAUUUUUCCUGCUAUCCUGAAAAUCGGCUCCACAGAAGGCAAGCGCAAAGCCUUCUCCACCUGUGGCUCCCAUCUGACAGCUGUCAUCAUAUUUUAUGCAACUCUCUUUGUUAUGUAUCUCAGGCCCCCAUCAAAGGAAUCUGUGGAACAAGGCAAAAUGGUUGCUGUUUUCUAUACCACGUUCAUCCCCAUGUUGAACCCCAUGAUUUAUAGCUUUAGGAAUAAAGAUGUGAAAGAAGCAAUAAGCAAAGAGCUCUCCAGGAAGAAUAUGUUUUUCUGA